AAUAUCUUGUUGCAGAGCCCGAGCCAAUGGCAUAAUACAUUGUUGCCGUCCCCUCGCGCGUAACAGGAAAAGAGCUCAGUGUAGAAGCCGCGUCUCGUCGCUAUGGCGUGCGUAGAUGAUAAAGAAGGCCUCCCGGAGAGGUUGAAGCGACGAGAUCGGGAACGACAAGAAGCCCAGGAGAAGCGGAGGGAAACGCGCGAGCGCCAGGUGGUGUCAGAGGAGAAGGCCGACUACUUCACUGAAACCUUCAACAAGGAGAAGGCGUCUGUGGAGGAGCUGCUAGCUACCUGCGGCCCGGAGCAGUUGGAAGACGCCUCCAGCCGGCUCUCCAAACUGCAGGUGUUUGUCAACGACAGCCUCAGUUUCUUGCCUUCUUACGAGGUGAGGCAGGCACAGGCAGCGUUACAGAGGCUCCAGGCAUCCCUCACGGACAGACGGGAGCAGCUUCUUCCUAAAAAGAAGUUUACUUUCCGCUCCCGUAAGGCCGCACUUGCUGAAGCUGCCGCUGUUGUUCCCGAAUGUAAUAUCGUACCGGCCGCCGAAGGAGCCCCCGCGGUCGUACCGGAGUCGGCCGUGGAGCCGCGGUGUGGCUUUUCAGACGAGGACUGUCAGCAGCUGGUGAAGACGGCAUCGGAGAUAAAUGGCCAGGACGUGCAGUUGACGCGCCUGACGGGCUGCACAGUCAAGCUGUUCGGCGCUCCUAGCACUCUGCACAUCAGGCAGGUGAGGGACUCGCUGGUCCUCUGCGGGCCCGUCAGCAGCUCCGUGUUCAUCGAUGACUGCUCCCACUGCGUCUUUGUAUUCCCUUGCCAGCAGCUGCGCACGCAUAACACCGAGGAGUGCAGCUUCUACCUGCACGUCACCAGCCGGGCCAUCAUCGAGGACUGCCGGAGUAUGCGCUUCGCACCCUUCACUUGGAGCUACCCGGCAAUCGAGGAGCACUUUGAGACGGCCGGCUUAGACAAGUCCAAAAACAACUGGAGCCAAGUGGACGACUUUAACUGGCUAGCCAGGGAUGUGCACUCGCCGAACUGGAGUGUCAUACCGGAGGACGAGCGCCGAAGCGAAUGGGACUCGUGAGAGAUGAGUCGUGGGUUUCAUGCAGCUAGUUAACGGUCGGGCGGCUCCCCCCUUGCUGUCAGUAAUAAAGUCCCUCUGUCAUUGUGGUUGUACUUCUAGUCAAAGGGUGGCACUAAGUGUAUGUUGUUGCU
Erpetoichthys calabaricus (reedfish) is the source of this 1211-nucleotide messenger RNA. It is a transcript of the gene tbcc, whose product is annotated as tubulin folding cofactor C. Gene Ontology annotation, biological process: tubulin complex assembly; post-chaperonin tubulin folding pathway. Gene Ontology annotation, molecular function: tubulin binding. The coding region runs from base 103 to 1080 and encodes 325 amino acids. NCBI's taxonomy places the organism in Eukaryota, Metazoa, Chordata, Cladistia, Polypteriformes, Polypteridae. The record is from RefSeq and is a predicted model, not a curated record. The transcript has a single exon. Gene Ontology annotation, cellular component: cytoplasm.